Molecule: messenger RNA, 957 nt
Organism: Gekko japonicus
Lineage: Eukaryota; Metazoa; Chordata; Lepidosauria; Squamata; Gekkonidae
Gene: SCD5
Product: stearoyl-CoA desaturase 5
Exons: 7
Biological process (GO): lipid metabolic process
Molecular function (GO): oxidoreductase activity, acting on paired donors, with oxidation of a pair of donors resulting in the reduction of molecular oxygen to two molecules of water
Source: RefSeq, a predicted model, not a curated record
AUGGAUAUGCACAUUAAACCAAGAAACAAAACAAGCGGAAGAAAAAUCGUAGAAUUGUCUAAUACCAAAAAAAUGUGAAAAGAGCCACCGCAAGAGAUUGUGUGGAGGAAUGUCAUCCUGAUGGCCCUGCUCCAUGUCGGCGCGGUCUAUUCCCUGGUCCUCAUCCCCAAGAGCCAUCUCUUCACUCUCAUCUGGGCUUACUUGUGUUUCCUAGUGACGGCCCUGGGAGUGACAGCAGGGGCCCACCGCCUGUGGAGUCACAGAUCCUAUAAAGCCAAACUGCCUUUGCGGAUAUUCCUGGCUGUGGCCAAUUCUAUGGCCUUUCAGAAUGAUAUUUUCGAAUGGUGCCGAGACCAUCGAGUGCACCACAAGUACUCAGAGACGGAUGCCGACCCCCACAAUGCCAAGCGUGGAUUCUUCUUCUCCCACAUUGGCUGGCUCUUUGUUCGGAAGCACCGAGACGUCAUAGAGAAAGGGAGGAAACUGGACUUCAGUGACCUGCUGGACGACCCUGUUGUUCGGUUUCAACGGAAGCACUAUAAGAUUUCAGUAGCUCUGAUGUGCUUUGUUGUUCCUACUCUUGUGCCUUGGUACUUCUGGGGGGAGACCUUGUGGAAUUCCUACUUUGUCGCCUCGAUCCUCCGCUAUACCAUCUCACUCAACGUCUCUUGGCUGGUCAACAGUGUGGCUCACAUGUAUGGCAAUCGGCCAUAUGACAAGAACAUCAACCCUAGGGAGAAUGCGCUUGUCACUGUAGGGGCCAUUGGUGAAGGUUUUCACAAUUACCACCACACCUUUCCAUUUGAUUAUUCAGCUAGUGAGUUUGGCUUGAAAUUCAACCCAACCACAUGGUUCAUUGACUUCAUGUUUUGGUUGGGUUUGGUCACCGAACGAAAGCAGGCGCCCAGGGAGCUGAUCCAAGCCCGCAAAGAGAGGACGGGAGAUGGCAGUUCUUGA